Messenger RNA from Psilocybe cubensis, 1164 nucleotides. RefSeq lists its product as uncharacterized. Gene Ontology annotation, biological process: intracellular signal transduction; protein phosphorylation. NCBI's taxonomy places the organism in Eukaryota, Fungi, Basidiomycota, Agaricomycetes, Agaricales, Agrocybaceae. Gene Ontology annotation, molecular function: ATP binding; MAP kinase activity. Bases 1 to 1164 code for a protein of 387 amino acids. The transcript is spliced from 8 exons. Gene Ontology annotation, cellular component: nucleus; cytoplasm. The record is from RefSeq and is a predicted model, not a curated record.
AUGCCAGAUCCUGCACCAGCACCAGCAGCUCAGGCCCAGCCCGCCGCAAAGGCAAAAAAUGGCGCACCACCCGCUGCCGCUCCAGCUCCACGAAAAGUGCGGUUCAACGUCGGGACUCAAUACCAGGUUUUGGAUGUCGUCGGUGAAGGCGCUUACGGAAUCGUCUGCUCUGCUGUGCACAGGCCCAGUGGACGCAAGGUUGCUAUCAAGAAGAUCGCGCCGUUUGAUCACUCCAUGUUCUGUCUCAGGACGCUGCGCGAAUUGAAGCUGCUCAAGUUUUUGAGCGAAGCUGGUGUUAGCGAGAAUAUUAUCUCGAUUUUGGACAUCAUCAAGCCUCCAUCAAUAGAGGCUUUCAAGGAGGUCUAUUUGAUUCAAGAGUUGAUGGAGACCGACAUGCACCGUGUCAUUCGAACACAGGAUUUAUCUGAUGAUCACGCUCAGUAUUUCAUCUACCAGACUCUGCGCGCACUGAAAGCUCUGCACUCGGCCGAUGUUAUUCAUCGUGACCUCAAACCCUCCAAUCUCCUCCUCAACGCCAACUGUGAUCUCAAAGUCUGCGAUUUUGGUCUCGCGCGGUCUGUUAAGACCGCGGAACCUUCUGGCACAGAAACCGGGUUUAUGACAGAAUAUGUGGCGACGCGGUGGUACAGAGCACCCGAAAUCAUGUUGACGUUCAAACAGUACACGAAAGCCAUUGAUGUAUGGUCUGUUGGAUGUAUUUUGGCGGAGAUGCUAUCAGGGAAACCUUUGUUCCCGGGAAGGGACUACCACCACCAGCUGACCCUCAUUUUGGAUGUGCUGGGUACCCCCACGCUCGACGAAUUUUACGCUAUCACCACUCGGAGGUCUCGGGACUACAUCCGCGCCCUGCCCUUCCGUAAACGUCGACCAUUUGCCACACUUUUCCCCAACGCCAAUCCCCUUGCCGUCGACUUCUUGACCAAAACUUUGACAUUCGACCCAAAGAAACGCAUCACAGUUGAAGAUGCCCUUGCCCACCCAUACCUAGAAGCAUACCACGACCCAGACGACGAGCCUGUCGCACCUCCCCUCGACCCGGAGUUCUUCGAAUUCGACUUACACAAAGAUGAUAUUAGCAGAGAGCAAUUAAAAGAGCUUCUCUAUGAAGAGAUCAUGUCGUUCCAACCUGCACCCAUUACAUAA